UUCAGCUUUGUGGAAAUUGUGGCUCCUGUUUUCUCGCGGGAUGCUUGGCGAUGUGUUUGGCAUAUGAUUCAGAAUGAUUUGGUGCAUGGUUGGGGAUUGGAUUUUGCGCUAAGGAGAUGUGUGGAGCCUGCACAUGAGAAAAUUGAUGUGGUUGACUCUCAGUGGAUAGUUCAUCAAGUUAUUCCUUCUCUGGGAAGUCAGGGUCAAUCUGAAAAUGGAAAAGCUCCUUGGCAAGGGGUAAGAGAGAGGUGCAGAAGUGAGUGGGUGCAGUUUCAAGAUCGCCUAGCCAAUGCAGAUAAGAAAUAUAUUGAACAGUUUGGGAGAACGAGGUAUUUGAACAACAGAAAGUUUUGUAUCCUUUUAAGUUUUCUUGCAUUUGGCUCUGAUUGGAAAAGAAAUAUAGAGACAUUGGAGAAAAAUAGUGUAACCAGUCUGAGGACAUUGAUCAAUCUUGGUUCUGAAGUGUACAUGCAAGCUGAUGUAAUGCUGAACUGACUGCUCAUGUGGCUAAGCAGUAAAGAGGAAGGAAUCUGCUGUCCUAUGUUAGGCAUUGUCGUUUGAUUAUGAGUGCAGUUUCAUUGGAUGUUUUUUAGUUAAUGUGUAUUAUGUAGUUAUAGUUGUUAGAGGACUCAAGCACAGAAAUUCUGUAAUAGCUAGGUUGUUGCCAUUUCAGUUUGUUGCCAUUCUGUAAUAGCUAGGUAUGUAUUGAUCAUAUAAUUUCUGAAGCAUUCUUGAUGGGAGAAAAAGACUUUGGGGUAAAGAAUCAAGAAAUCAUAUAGAGAACAAAGUUGAAAUUAAUGUAAGACGAGACCAUACAGCUUUCCUAA
Molecule: messenger RNA, 827 nt
Organism: Coffea eugenioides
Lineage: Eukaryota; Viridiplantae; Streptophyta; Magnoliopsida; Gentianales; Rubiaceae
Exons: 8
Coding region: 64-495 (143 amino acids)
Source: RefSeq, a predicted model, not a curated record